Thermothielavioides terrestris NRRL 8126 is the source of this 2706-nucleotide messenger RNA. RefSeq lists its product as uncharacterized. Gene Ontology annotation, molecular function: translation elongation factor activity; GTPase activity; GTP binding. The transcript has a single exon. The coding region runs from base 1 to 2706 and encodes 901 amino acids. Gene Ontology annotation, biological process: translational elongation. The record is from RefSeq and is a predicted model, not a curated record. NCBI's taxonomy places the organism in Eukaryota, Fungi, Ascomycota, Sordariomycetes, Sordariales, Chaetomiaceae.
AUGUCUGUUUUCACCUUUGAUCCUGACCCACCUCGGGUCGCGUCUCCAUGGCUCCGCUCGGCGGAUUCUGACAAGCCCUCGGCGCCGGCUCCAUCAGAGGCACCAAAGGGACCCGUCGGUUUUGGGCUGCUCUCCGAUUACGGCGUCACCAAGCUGGAACCGGAGCCGCAGGAUGGGCCGACCGAAUACAAGCUUCACUUGCUACUGAGACCACGGAGGAGGUAUGAGCGAGUCAGCACGGCGGCCCGAAUCUGCGGGUCGACCCAGUCACGGCCGCCUCCCGACGCUAAGACGUCGGGACCGGCCGUGGCCAGCCCCGGAUCGUCCACCACUUCGACUCAGACGCGCCAGGAUCGUCUCGAGCACCUUACUACCCAGCUCCUGUGGCGGUUGCAGCAAUCUUGCCCCUACCACGCCGGCGCUGCCUCUCCUGGCCUCGUCAUCCCCCAGCUGCCCGACGAGAGCGCUGCGCUCGAUGCGCCUGUCAAGCUUGGCAAGCUGCUGCCUGGGCUGGAGUCGUCGAGAGGAGCGCUCUAUGAGAUUGGCGUAGCUGACGAUGGAACGCUUGCGGGCUUGACCAAGGACGAGAUGGACGAGAGUCUCGCCACUCUCCGCAUCAUGGCUGCUAGCCUGGGCUGCAACGUGGAAGUGCUGCGGAUGUUGGUCGUCGGAGAAUGCGAGUGGAUCGAGACGAGGAGCUCCGAAGACUCUGCGGGUUCGGAAUCCGAGGAGGUUUGGCGCCGGGCGAAGUUAUGGGUUGGCGAGGCUUUGGUCACGCCUGACUUACGGCCAAGGGAGGACACCCAGUCACCACCGAGGAGCUCGCCGGGCACGGCCCGGCAGACCGAGGCCCUGCCAGACCCAAAACAGGGCCCGCUCACCGCAAACCAGUUGCGUGUUACGCUCACUGGCCCUACGACAUCCGGAAAGUCAACUCUACUGGGCACGCUCUCGACGGGAACCCUGGACAAUGGCCGUGGCAAAGGCCGUCUUGGCCUGCUCAAACACCUCCACGAGGUUGCGUCUGGCGUCACGUCGUCCGUCACUCAAGAACUCGUCGGCUACAACGGCGACGAGAUCAUCAACUAUGCUCACAGUGCGGUCGAGUCUUGGAUUGACAUUCAUGACUUCACCAAGGAUGGCCGGCUAGUUUAUCUGCUGGAUUCUGCGGGCCACCCGCGCUAUCGAAGGACCAUCCUCCGUGGUAUUGUCGGCUGGGCACCCCAUUGGACUUUGCUGUGCAUAUCUGCCGAGGGCGCCGAGUUCACUACGAGUCCGGGUGCCGCAUCCACCCCCUCGGACGUGUUAGCGUCGUCUGUUGGCGCGAGUCUCGACCUGGCAUCCGCCCAUUUAGAUCUAUGCCUCCGACUUGGUCUUCCCCUGGCCGUGGUGAUCACGAAGCUGGACCUGGCCAGCAAGUCGAGCCUAUCUAGCACUCUCACGAAGAUUCUUUCCCGCGUCAAAAAGGCCGGCCGGGUGCCCAAGAUGGUGAAAGGCGGCUCAAGUAACCAAUCCGACCACGCUCCCGUACGCAAGCCUGACAAGGAGGCCAUCAAGGACGUUGUGGACUGCAUGCAGGCGAGAGGCGACCCAUUUUCUGUCGUCCCGAUCUUGCUCACUAGCUCUGUCGAUGGGCGCGGCAUUGGUGCACUCCACGCGCUGCUCCAACACCUUCCACUGCCUGCAAUCCCCACCUCUCAUGACUACAUCGGCGCAGCACUCAACCCCGAGCAACCAGCUUGCUUAUUCCACAUCGAAGACAAGUUCAGCCUCCCCGCGUCCUACGCGCUGGCCACAAGUGAUGCCGACCAACAAACCGACGUCGGCACCGUCGUUGCGGGCUACCUGCGCUUCGGAAGUCUCUCGAUCGGCGACAAGGUGGUGGUGGGCCCCUUCCCAGCUGAUGAAGAUGACUCUCCCGGAACGACCCCUGACGAACGUCCAGGAGGUGUUUCCAACAGCUACGGCCUCUCGAUCUCCCACCCUUCCUCAGCGGAACUCAGUCGCGUCGCGUCGCGAAACGCAGUCGCUGCCUCAGCCACCAGCGGCGAGUGGCAUACCGCCUCCAUCGUCAGCAUCCGCAACCUGCGCCUGCCCGUGCAGACCCUGACCGCGGGCCAGGUCGGGUCCAUCGGGAUAGUAUUUGACCCGCCGCCGGCACGCAAGCAGGCGGGUGCUGCCAACGGCACCCACGGCGGGACAUCAGCUGGAACGGGCCAUCCGUCGUCGGCGACCACCACUCCCCGCCUGCGCAAAGGCAUGGUCUUGGCCGUGCCUAGCCAGCACAUGGUCUUGUCUGGCUUGUCCUUGCAGGCUGCCAGCGGACUGACGGCGGUGUUUGACGCGGAGAACCAGGGGGCAGCCUCGCUGACGGUGGGAAGCCUGGUCAAUGCCUACGUGGCGAGCGUCCGCUCUGCCGCGCGUGUGUUGCGGGUGUCGAGGGUGAAGGAGUCGGAGAACGGAGCAGAUGGCAGCGCGGGGGCGGACGACAUCGACGAUAUGUUUGACCUCGCCGAGGAAAUGGAUGUGGGCAGUAUCCAGGCGCAGGAUGCGGUCGUGUCUGGGUGCGUGGAGGUACAAUUGGAGCUGCUGUCCACCAGGGAGUGGAUCGAACUGGGGUCGCGCAUCUUGGUUCUCGAGGGAGGGAGAAAAGACAGGUCUGGAUUGGAGGGUUAUGUGGGAAAGGUUGUUGAAAUUGUAGAAUGA